Messenger RNA from Tarenaya hassleriana, 1299 nucleotides. Its product is annotated as probable plastid-lipid-associated protein 13, chloroplastic. The coding region runs from base 239 to 1135 and encodes 298 amino acids. The transcript is spliced from 7 exons. The record is from RefSeq and is a predicted model, not a curated record. Lineage: Eukaryota; Viridiplantae; Streptophyta; Magnoliopsida; Brassicales; Cleomaceae.
UUAGUCCUUUAGAUCUUCGUUUUCUUCCCCAGCAAACAUGUGAGAGAAAAUCCCGGGAAAAGGAAUUGGCUUUCCUCUACCUCCAGGUCGAUUAAACGUGAUUUGGCCUCGGAAUAAAACCCAAAAAAGACAAAAAAAAAACUGAAAAGGAAGAACAGUGAGCGAGGCACUUGUCUUCUACCUUCUGCUCUUCCUGAGAAUUCUCCGCGGAAAAUUUACAACCUUUCUUUGUUUCCGCAUGUCCCUUUCCUCGUCUUCGAUGGCUUUGCUACAUGGGUCGGUUUCCGCUACGUCGGCGGUUCGAUUGGGCUUCUCAACCACAGCACCGCCGUCGUCUCCGGCGACCGUUCCAGCAGAGAAGGGUCGGAGGAGAUCGUGCCGGAGAAGCAUUUUCCGAGCAACGGUACAACCAGGGGCUCCAUCUGUUAACGCCAAGGAAAUGGAACGGCUUUCUGCUAAGGAGUCGCUUCUCAUCGCCUUCAAUGAUUCCGGAGGAUUUGAGGCUUUGGUCAGGGGAAAAACAACUGACGUUCAACGGAUCGAUGUUCAUGAAAGGAUCACAUGUCUAGAGCGGCUCAACCCUACUCCCAGACCAGCCAUGUCUCCCUAUCUCCAAGGCAGAUGGGAUUUCAGGUGGUUGGGGUCCAGAAUACCCGGUUUCUUCCCUUCUCGGGUUAUCUCCGAGAGGUUUCCUCCAAAGCUGGCAAAUUUGUCGAAAAUGGACGUACUGAUCAAGGACGGGAAUGCCAAGGCAACCGCUAGCAUCAGGCUUCUGAACUCGGUAGAAAGCAACAUAAUCCUGACAUCGAGAUUGUCGGUUGAAGGGCCUGUCAGAAUGAAAGAAGAGUAUGCAGAAGGUAUGGUCCAGCCCCCGAAGCUCAUUCAAGAGGCGCUGCCGGAACAGCUAAGAGGUCUAUUGGGUCAAGCCACCGCCACACCGCAGCAGCUUCCUGCUCAUGCCCGGGAUACUUUAGCCACCGGACUCAGAAUUCCGCUCGGUGGAUCUAUCCAGAGAUUCUUCAUGAUAUCUUAUCUAGACGACGAGAUUCUCAUCAUGAGAGAUACUGCCGGAAUUCCUCAAGUUCUGAAGAGGCUGGAAACAUGGUCGUCAUCGACUGGUUGUAAGGUCUCUUGAGUAGGGACAGUCUGAUAUAACGGUGUUCUUCUCCAUUCCAUUGCAGAAAGAACUUCCAUACUGAGACCCUUUUGCAAGUUUUCUAAAGGACAUUACAUUACAAUGUCUGGUUUCUCUUCUGAACAGCAAUCAUGUCGAGAAUGGAUUUCUUGUGUUUUUUUUUU